AUGAGAACACCCUUCUUCAAGUCUAAGGAAAUGUCAAAAAGCCACGCUUCUGAGUUCAUCAAGUUUUUGGACGCUUCGCCUACGCCUUACCAUGCAGUUGCUUCUAUAAGGCAGCAUCUUGUCUCCCAUGGGUUCAAGGAAUUGAGUGAGAAGACUGCUUGGCAUGGCAAAGUUGAGCAUAAUGGUAAAUAUUAUGUUACUAGGAACAACUCUUCUAUUAUCGCGUUUUCCGUUGGUGGCAAGUGGAAGCCAGGUAAUCCAAUUGCUGUUACAGGUGCUCAUACCGAUUCACCUGCGUUGAGAAUUAAGCCAAUCUCCAAGAGGGUGAGUGAGAAGUAUGCACAAGUUGGUGUAGAGACUUAUGGUGGUGGUAUAUGGCAUUCCUGGUUUGAUUCUGAUCUUGCCUUGGCUGGUAGAGUGUUUGUCAACGAUAAAUCUUCUGGCAAGAUUGUCUCUAAGUUAGUUGAUUUAAAGAGACCUCUCUUGAAGAUCCCAACUUUGGCUAUUCACUUGGACAGAGAAGUUAACCAAAAAUUUGAAUUCAACAAAGAGACUCAACUUCUACCAAUUGCAGGUUUGGUCAAGGAUGAGAAAAAUGAUAAGUCUAAGAACGAUAAUAAUUCUGGAGCUAUCAAAUCUAUUGUGGAGCGCCACCACAAAGAACUUUUGGACCUUGUUGCCAAAGAGCUGGAAUUGAAAUCUGUGGAAGAUAUCGAAGAUUUUGAAUUGAUCCUAUACGAUUACCAAGGUCCAACCCUUGGUGGUAUCAAUGACGAGUUUGUCUUCUCCGGAAGGCUAGAUAACUUGACCUCUUGUUUUACUUCUAUGCACGGUCUAACAUUGGCUGCUGAUACUGAUUUGAGUAAUGAGAGUGGUAUUAGAAUGAUGGCUUGUUUCGAUCAUGAAGAAAUUGGCUCCUCAUCUGCACAAGGUGCUGACUCAACAUUUUUGCCAAGUGUGAUUGAACGUUUGUCUUACUUAAAGGCAGAUGGUACAGAUGCUGAAAACCCAGUUACUGUACCUUCCUAUCAUGAAACUUACUCUAGAUCAUUCUUCUUGUCAUCUGAUGUUGCUCAUGCAGUUCAUCCUAAUUACGCUUCAAAGUAUGAAUCGCAACACAAGCCUCUAAUUGGUGAAGGUCCAGUCAUCAAAAUUAAUGCCAAUCAGCGCUACAUGACUAACUCACCUGGUUUGGUUCUGGUUAAAAAGGUUGCUGAGAUUUCAAAGGUACCACUACAACUAUUUGUAGUUGCAAAUAACUCUCCAUGUGGUUCCACAAUCGGUCCAAUUUUGGCAUCAAAAACAGGUAUUAGAACGUUAGAUCUAGGUAAUCCAAUCUUGAGUAUGCAUUCCAUUAGAGAAACUGGUGGUUCUCGGGACAUUGACUAUCAAAUUCAGUUGUUCCAGAAAUUCUUUGAGCAAUAUACCAAACUUGAAGAUCAAAUUGAAGUUUGA
Nakaseomyces glabratus is the source of this 1455-nucleotide messenger RNA. It is a transcript of the gene APE4, whose product is annotated as aspartyl aminopeptidase. Gene Ontology annotation, molecular function: zinc ion binding; metalloaminopeptidase activity. Gene Ontology annotation, biological process: proteolysis. Gene Ontology annotation, cellular component: fungal-type vacuole. NCBI's taxonomy places the organism in Eukaryota, Fungi, Ascomycota, Saccharomycetes, Saccharomycetales, Saccharomycetaceae. The record is from RefSeq and is a predicted model, not a curated record.